This is a messenger RNA of Seminavis robusta, 495 nucleotides long. The record is from the annotation of a GenBank genome assembly. Lineage: Eukaryota; Bacillariophyta; Bacillariophyceae; Naviculales; Naviculaceae.
AUGGACAUUUUGAAGUAUCUUCAUGAAAAUGGAUGCCCCUGGGAUACUCGGAUGUGUGCUGCUGCUGCCACCAAUGGUCAUUUGAAUAUUUUGAAGUAUCUUCAUGAAAAUGGGUGCCCCUGGGAUGUAGAGACAAGCAAAAUGGCUGCUCAUGGUGGCCAUCUGGACACAUUGGCAUAUGCUCACGAACAUGGCUGUCCAUGGGAUAAGAUGGCAUGCCGAGGUGCUGCCAGCAAUGGUCACUUCGAUGUGUUUAAGUAUCUUCAUGAAAACGGAUGCCCCUGGUCCCGUCGGGUGUGUGCUGCUGCUGCUGAAGGAGGGCAUCUUGACAUUUUGAAGUAUGCUCAUCAACAAGGUUGUCCAUGGAAUGAUAUGGCCAGCUAUGCUGCUGUCUGUAAUGGUCAUUUGGAUGUUUUGAGAUAUCUACAUGAAAAUAGGUGCCCCUGGGCCCUUGGCUGUGUCCUGCUGCUGCUAGAGGCGGGCAUCUUGACAUAG